AUGAAGUCCAUCCUCGCCGUCGUCUUCACCCUCCUCAACAUCCUCCUCUUCGCCUCGGCUGCCGCGACCCCCCCGGCAUGCGAGGCAUGCGAUCCGAACCCAAACAACAACAAAUGCGACAUCACCACUUCUUGCAUCUUCACCAAGCCCAAUGGCCAACUUCAUUGUGCUUGCCGGUUUGUCUCCACUUCUCUCGCCUCCUAUUGUGAUCAGCACUGACAACUAUAAACUCUAUAGUGCCGGAUAUAAGGCCAAUGCUCCCAACACCGAUUCCGGCACACACUGGCGCACUCUAUUCGCCGGGCAGGAGUAUAGAGUUUUCGUCCGCCCUGGUGUCAAGUGUGAUACCCUCUGCGACGAGUGGUGGUUGGGUCCUCAGUCAUGCAAGGAGAUUACCGUCAGGCCUGAGUGCUCUUAAAUUUGAGCCUUAGUAGCCUUUGGGGGGAUAGGAUCGGGUAUUCUCACACUUGGAAAUGGAUUACGGGAGACCGGCGUUUUGGCCACUCCCGACAAAAGUUGAGAAUGGGGAAGUUUGGAAUAGGCGGGUUUCCUAAGUUUGGACAAUUUUAACGGCGGCCCGGUAUCCUGGCCCCUGAGCCGUCAAGAACUAGGAUCGGUUUUAUGAAUGGUUUCACUUUCUUUUUUUCGUCUGGUGGAAGGCAUACACGGUUGAAGUUUACUUCUUGUCGCUCUUUUUCGCCUUUAUGAUUUUUGUGGCAUGGCUGUGUAAUCAUUGGCUAGUUGUGCAGCAGUGGGGAUGAAUAUAAUUCUUGAAAAUCG
Tuber aestivum (summer truffle) is the source of this 780-nucleotide messenger RNA. The record is from the annotation of a GenBank genome assembly. Lineage: Eukaryota; Fungi; Ascomycota; Pezizomycetes; Pezizales; Tuberaceae.